ACUUCGAGAUUUUUGUUCGAAAUUUUAGUUUUUCGCGAUGGCUCACAUUCUGCAAUUGCCCGACGAGAUAAUUGAGUACAUUUUGGACAACUUGCCGCCUUAUCGGGACUUGGAAAAUUGCAAGGAGGUGUGCCAACGAUGGUUUUUGCUCGUCGAGAAUGUCUUCAAACACAAAAAAUUGAGUCUAAAUAAGGGUCUGCUCGAGUACAAUCUCCUGUGGAAGACUUAUUGUCUCGGGAAUCGCAAUCCAAAGUUGAUUCCAGCGCCGCGUUAUGCUCAUUCAUCGAUUGUGAUAGGUAAUUUUAUGUACGUUUUCGGAGGUUCGAGUGUCGGAGGAGCCUUCAACGACUUGUGGUCUUUCAAUUUAUCGUCACGCGAAUGGUCUCGCCCCGUUUCCAUGGGCAAUUACCCCAAUCCAAAGGCAAAUUCCUCGCUUGUGAGGUACCGAAACACGUUAAUUUUGUUCGGGGGAUGGCGUCAAACGAGCGGAAACACGCAUCAGCCUCACUUGCUGUUCAACGAGUUGCAUUGUUACGACCUGGAAGAGCGUCGAUGGACAAUAAAAAACUUCAGUUACGGUCCGAAUCCGACAGCAGCACAUACAGCAACGGUUCAUCGUGAUAAAAUGGUUGUUUUUGGGGGUUUUAGUCGGUUGGAGAACGAUGUGCAAGGCACGACAAACGAAGUUUGGUACUUGGAUCUGAAGACUUUUGUCUGGCGGAAGCCCAAAAUCCUCGAUAAAAAGCCGACAGCACGUUACGGGCACUUUCAAGUUGUGAUAGAUGACGAUACGUUGAUGAUGAUGGGCGGAUGCGGCGGUCCAAAUAACCUUUUUUCCGAUGCAUGGACCCUGAAUAUGGCGGGCGAUGUGUGGAAAUGGGAGCCAAUUACGAUCAAGAACAAAAAAUUCACUGCCAAUCACAUGUGGUGCAAUCCAGCGGCGAUUAUCGAUCAAAAACUCGUGAUAAUUGGACCAACGCCGGCACAACCGAUCGACUUGAAGAUCCCCAAACAGCAGCUGGGGGUCAACAGACCCAUUAGAAUGCCGAAUAAUUUGCCUCCUGAAGUGAAUGGAAGACCGCAACAACGAAUUUCCGCGGAAAAUCAACGAAAUGAGCUUCCCCCGCCUGCGAAUCCGCCUCCUGCGAGUCCGCCGCGUGUCAAUAGUUUCAACGACGAAGCUCUCCGACUCCAACGAAGCUUGUGCAUUCGCUCAAGUCAACAAAAUUCCUUUGAUCCGACGCUUCCGAGACGCUUUAAUGAACCAAUUAUUCAUGGAACCAUCAAGAUGGCAGCCUUUAAUGUCGAAAAAAAUUCGCAACUUCCGCAGCAGAUCCAAAGGGAACGUCAACUCGAGAAUUUGCGACGCAUGGAAAUCAAAAUUCAGCGAGAACGGAACAAUAAAAGGCGCGAAGAGGAGGCGAGUAAAAAGACAAAACGCCCGAAAACGAAUUGUUUGGCGAUUUUUGUGUGUGAUUUCUCGGGAGUUUCGUCCGCAGCAGCGUCAAGCAGCAUCGAAUGGAUGGAAUAUAAAAAUUUUGGACUUUUUGAGGGGGCGCCCGAGAAGAAAAUUUGCAGCUCCAUGGUUGCAGGUACGGGCGAAUUGAUACUUUUUGGGGGAUUGCAACGCGAAACGACCUCGGAAACCGCCACAAAUGCCAUACACUUUCUCACAUAUCCAUCAACGGUUCUCUAACUAACUUCUCUAGGUCCUAGUUUUAUU
Molecule: messenger RNA, 1723 nt
Organism: Culicoides brevitarsis
Lineage: Eukaryota; Metazoa; Arthropoda; Insecta; Diptera; Ceratopogonidae
Gene: Fbxo42
Product: F-box only protein 42
Exons: 2
Coding region: 38-1696 (552 amino acids)
Cellular component (GO): SCF ubiquitin ligase complex
Molecular function (GO): protein binding; ubiquitin-like ligase-substrate adaptor activity
Source: RefSeq, a predicted model, not a curated record